AUGGACGAGGGGACCAAGACGAAGAAAACGGUCUUCGUGGGCGGCAUUGGCGACGAUGUCGACGAGACCGUGCUCGUUGAGUCCUUCUCACCCUUUGGAGACAUCAUAGAGGUGCAGAUACCACCAGCACCCACCAACCCCUCGCAGCCGAACGAGGUGAAGCACCGGGGCUUCGCCUUCGUCACGUUUGCUUCUACAGCCGAUGCACAGGAUGCCAUUGACAACAUGGACCUGAACGAGCUUAAGGGCCGCGUAUUGAAGGUCAACCUUGCUCGACAAGUGAAGGCGCCAAUACAAGGUGCAGGAAACAGAGCCAUCUGGGAGUCGGAAGACUGGCUCCAGCAAUACGCCAAGCCCCUCAAUCGCAGCGGCGGUCACACGCUACGUGCAAAAGGAGGAGAGGGCUCCAAUGGUGCAGAGGGCGAAGAGAACCCGGACGCAGACCAACAGGGUGACGAGAACGCUAUGGAAGAAUAG
Molecule: messenger RNA, 477 nt
Organism: Rhodofomes roseus
Lineage: Eukaryota; Fungi; Basidiomycota; Agaricomycetes; Polyporales; Fomitopsidaceae
Product: RNA-binding domain-containing protein
Exons: 5
Coding region: 1-477 (158 amino acids)
Molecular function (GO): RNA binding
Source: RefSeq, a predicted model, not a curated record